CUUAUAUUUUGGAAAUGUACAUCUAUUUUUUUUCUUAUUUUUUGGGGGGGCCAAGAGAGUGGGGCCCUGAGCUAUAACUUGUUUAGCUUAUAUGUAAAUCUGGUACUGGCUUCAAGUCAAUAGGAUCGCAGCCUAAAUAGUGCACAUUUAUUGGGAGGCGACUGGUUCCCCUCCGCCGCCACCUGUUCUGCGUCCACCCAGCAAGCUUCCCGCCUUUUUUAAAACCGGGUAGCAAUCAGGGGAGGAGGUCCAGCCCCUGCGCACGCGCGCGCGAGCCAAACCUUCGGCGGCCUCCGAUUGGCUCUUUUCGCCUAGCCGAGAUGCCUCGGUUAACCCACGCCUGCUCCUCCUCCCAUAGUGCCUUGCGGCCCGCUCCGUCACGUGACAGGGGGAAAAGGGAGCAAUGGCCGCCGUGGGGGCCGCAGGAAAGCCUUCCAGCCGCUCCCUCCCGGUUUUCCUCGCUCUCCUCCUCCUGCUGUCGUCGCCGUUCCUCGCCCGGGCCGCCGGAGCCGGGAGCUGCCGGGGGGAGUCGGGCCUCAGAGUGAGUCUCCUGAGGGGUGGGUAAUUAAUAUGCAAUGAGGGCCGAGCGGGGAUUGGCUGCCGGGAGACCGGCUGAUUAGUCUUCAAGAGCGUCUGCUGGGUCAGAGGAGAAGCCUGCUCAGUCCUGCGUUUGGUUUCGUACGGUGGCCGGCCAGGGGCCCCUGAGAAGCCCCAUGGGCAGGACACGGGGGCAGCGGCCCUCUCAGAGCUGCGUACGCGCCACGCACAUUUAAUCACGUUUCCCCUCCACGCACCCCAAAGGAUCCUGGGAACUGUAGUUUUCUUAACUUAGGUAAAGGUAAAGGGACCCCUGACCAUUAGCUCCAGUCGUGGCCGAUUCUGGGGUUGCUGCGCUCAUCUCACUUUAUUGGUCGAGGGAGCCGGGAUACAGCUUCUGGGUCAUGUUGCCAGCAGGACUAAACCACUUCUGGUGAACCAGAACAGCGCACGGAAACGCCGUUUACUUUCCCACCGGAGCGGUACCUAUUUAUCUACUUGCACUUUGACGUGCUUUCGAACUGCUAGGUUGGCAGGAGCAGGGACCGAGCAAUGGGAGCUCUCCCCAUCGUGGGGAUUCGAACCGCCGACCUUCUGAUUGGCAAGCCCUAGGCUCUGUGGCUUAACCCACAGCGCCACCCGCGUCCCUUCCCAAACGGCUUGCGAUUACUUAAACAAGGCUGUCUCUGCCCACAAACCAGAGGGGGAAGGAUGGAACAGGAAAACAGCAAACGAGUGCCACUUCCUAGGCUCUGUGGUUGAGACCACAGUGCCGCCCAGCACCCUUAAACUACAGUUCCCAUUGUAAAGCAUGGGGUGCUUUGCAAUGUAUAGCAUAUAUACAGACAGAUUCUGGAGGUGGCAUAGAGCCACAAUGACUGGUAGCCUUAACUCCCAUGAAUUUGUCUAGCCCCACCCCACGUUUGGAUCUGUGCCAGGUUGUGACUGUUGCAGUGUCUUGUGGCAGUGAGUUCCAGAGUUUUUAGCUUUCUUCUUUCUGAGGACGUACAUUGUUUUGCCUGUCCGGAAAGUCCUAGCAUUCAGCUUCUUUGGAAGGCUCGAGAAACUUGGGUGUCCAAUUCGAGUGUUAUAAGAGAAGGAAAACAGCCUCUCUUGUCCACUUUCUCCUCUUCAGAUGUAAUGAGCUCCUGCUUAGAAAUGAGGCAACUGCUCCAGCAGGAGUUCCACAGGGUGUUGUUGGCAUCACCACGUUGGGACAGGUGAAUUUCCAGUGACUUGAACUGGCUGCUGUGUGGCUAGAGAGGUGUUUCUCUUUGCACUUAGCACAACUUUUACCUAAUGAAGUCUGUGUCAUACUUCUUGCAAGUCACUUAAAAUGGGUGGAAAACCUGUUGCAUACACACUAUAACGUCUCAAGUGACAUUUUAUGCAUCUGAAGUGAGCUCUAGUCUAAAAAAGUUUGUCACAAUGAAUCAGUUAGUCUUUUAGGUACUAUAAUAUUUAGUUGUAUUUACAUGUCAUAAAUCUACUUUUUCUGGCAUUGCCCAUUGUUUUCACCCAGAAUGAAAGUAUCAGUAUUUUGUAAUCAGUGUAUGCCACCAAAUCUGUGAGAGUCUGUUCCCAAGCAAGACAUGCUGUGUAUACUGGCAUAGAGAAGCUCUGUUGUAUUUGCUUCAUGGCAAUCAACAGUGUGCUCUUUAAGAAAGUAGGUGCCAGGCCUGUUAAAUAGUUACACAUGUGGGAUGGGAAAGAACGGGCACAGCAGAGGAUGGGGACAGAAGCUGAAAGAAUAUCAGAAUCACUCUCUGAUCUACCUUUGCUCCUUCCAGCCAGGUGAGGCCCGUGACACUGAGGCCUGUGGACUGAACCUGCAGCUGGAGCAUUCAUUUGAGUUGGGUGAGUUGAUGGGGUAGGGAAGGACCCAAGGGUUUGUGAAGCUUGAUUAGGCAACAUACCCAGGGUGGGUGAAGGUUCAUGGCAUCAGGCUCAUCCACAACCUACACACUCUCAGCUGAAUGUCUAUAUUGUAUAAUCAUAGAAUUGUAGAGUUGGAGGGGAUCUGAAGGGUCAUCUAGCCCAACCCCCUGCAAUGCAGGAAUCUCAACUAAAGCAUCCAUGACAGGUGGCCAUCCAACCUCUGCUUAAAAACCUCCAAGGAAGGAGAGUCUACAACCUCCUGAGGGAGUCCGUUCCGUGUGUUCAUAAAUGUAUACAUGUGGGGAUCUUUUCAUUUGUGUGUAGUUGUAAGUACGUGACUCACCUUGGAUAUUUUGUGAUAAUGGGGGCUUGGCAUUGCAGAAUUAUUAUGAGCUUAAUUAUUAUUAUUAUGGCCCUACUGGGUUCAGGAAGGGUGCAUUUUGUUCAUUAAUGUGGGUUUUGGGGAGAUUUUCCCUAAUUUGCAUGAGGUUAUAGGCAUCAGGGAAUUUUCAGUUUACUUUGGGGGGGAAAUCUGAUAUCCCAGAAAGUGAUUUGAUUUAGUAUGCUUAUUUUACUUGUAAACAUAGCUAAAAGUUUUGAAACUGCCAGGCUUGCCUGAUGCAUUUGCAGUUGGCAUCAGUUCACUAAUGAACUGAUGGCAUUACUAAUGGCAUUACUAAUGAACUUAUGAAACGGGGGGGGGGAAUCCAUUAAAAAAUGAAGCACCCCACAUUGCUGUUGCUGCUGUUGUGCCCCUCCCAGAUACAAGCUUGGGUUUUAUCUCCUGCCACAGGCAAUGUGGGGUGUAAGUCACCCCUAAUGUUGUAUGUGAAGCAGAAGAGGAAGAGAUUACUUUGCAGAGAUUGCUUUGGAUAUGACGAGUGAGGCUUGAGAAGGCCUUCUCCUUCAGAAUGUGGGCUGUAGUCCAUGAAAGCAUAAAUCAUAACUUUCCUCUUCCAUGCACUCUUGCAAAACCCUGGCCCUUGUCCAUUCCGUUUCCCCCAGCAGUACUGUCACUGGAAAGCACUGUAAGUUUCCCAGACUAGCUGAGAGGAGGGAAAGCCCUGUCCCCUCUAUUCUGUUCCCAGUUCCUGGGAAAGGUGAAGUGAAGCACCCCUGCCCUCAAGUGGGGCAACUGCUGCAUUGAGGAAAGAUUAAAGAAGAGUCCCUCUGCAGCUGUCCAGCACUUUCACAUGCCUACUUUUGCCCAAGAAUUUUUGACUACGUUUGUCUUCCAAAAAUAAAAGUUCCUUAAAAAUACAUAUUUUAAAAUCCACCAAGCAAUUUCUUGUUUCAGUCUUCAACAGUGCCUGCUUAUGUAAACGCAUCUGUGCGCACCUGUUCUCUUUUUGUGCUACACUGGGGUCUAGAUUGUGUUGGUAGGGCUUGGCUUGAUGGUUGUGUGCAUUCCACCUCUGAAGGGACAGAAAUGUGUCGCACCAGUGGAUUUCUGAUGGGAGGUCUAGUUGGAACUAAGACUCUUGGGAUCUCCAGAUCUGGGCCUUGCUGGUCAGGAGGUAUAUACAGAAAGAGGCAUGGGACUCAUCCUACCGGAGUUUGACCGUGAUCCAGGGCCCUGUGGGAUUUUCUUUCUCUUUCAGAUGACAGCAUCCGGUUCAAAAAGCGGGGCACCCUCUUGUGGAGUGUGGGCCCCGACUCCAGCCUGUCACUAAGCCAGAAGCAGUUGUCUGAGGAAGAGCGCAACAAACUCAGGGUGAGUGUGGGUGGAAGAGGAGAAGCCUUGCCUUCACCAGGAGAAGCAGUCUCAGUUAGCUAAGGGGCACUUUGAAAGAGAGCGACUUUCUUCUAGUGAGGGUGACUCGUGGAUGGAAGGGGGACUUUGGUGAUGCUGCACUUGGAGUGUGUGUUGUGUGCCAUGCACCUGCCAGCUACCAGCAGGAUAGUGUGUCUUCUUCUUUGACGAUCGCUCGUAGCCAAGUAAGAUUGUCUUCCAUAAACACGGUUUUAACAGUGAGUCCAUAAGUGACUGUGGAGGCCAAUUCUGGAUCCACACAUCCUUCCACAAUGGGGACAUAGGUUUCCGGGCGGGAGUUGAUCACGGUGAGGGUUUGCCAAGUGUGCCUUCCUCUUAGUGCGUUUCUCCCUUUCGUCCUGAGUUCGAGCGUCUUCAAAGCCCAUGAUACCUUGGUAAAGGCUGUUUUCCAGUUGGAGCGCUUGCAGGCCAGUGUUUCCCAGUUGUUGGUGUUUAUGCUACAUUUUUUAUGGUGGCUGUGCCUCUGAAACAGAAUUGUAGCAUCCCAAGGACCUCUUUUUUUUUUUUUAAAGGAGCAAAUUUCUGUCUCUCCUGAUAGAAGUUUGUAAAUACUUCACUUUCCCAUUAUUUCCUUCUGUAUGUUUUUAAAGGCUCUAAAUUACUAUCUGAAAGCAAAAUAAGCCAUGCAGAACUAGUCAAAUGUAUUCCAAUACCCUUGAGUUUUGAUUGUGCAACCUUGAUAUGGUUCCUUUAGCUGGGGUGGGGUUUGGGGGAGUUGGGCGCCUUGUGCCUCCUUUCUACUUAAGUGUCUCUUCUCCACAAACCCCAGGAAGUGGCAACAGAGGGUGGGAUGUACCGUGUGCGGAUCCCACGACGGCCCCUAGGCAGCAUGGAGGAGGCUGGAGUUGAAUACGUCACCUCUUUCAUCCGAGCGGUGAGUGCCAUUCAUGGGGAACCCUGGGCAGGGGUCCUACUUUUCUGCAUGUGGAGAGUGCAGAUGGAGAAGCUGAAUUCUGCCCAGCAUCUUGGACCGACAUCACCUCUUUGCCAGAAUACCCACAAACGGGUGGAUUUCUUUCUCCCAUAUACACCUGCCUGGACUUUACAGUCGGGUAGAGGUGACUUCUUAGCAGCACUGUAGGCAACAUUUGAGAGGGCAUUCUCAAUAUUGACACUCAGUUGCGGAGUCCCCUCCCUUCACAGAUUGCACUGGCACAAACCCUGAUGGGCUUUCAGUGCCAGGCAAGAAAACAUUUUCGCUCAGGCCUUUGGCCACACUGGAUGUGGAGUUGCAUAGCCUGCCCCCCUUUGCCCCAUUGAAUUAUUGUAUGUGAAGGUGAGCUUAUUGUUUUACAGGUUUUCUGUACUUGGUUUUCAUUGUGUAUUACGUGUUUACAUUUUACACUGUAAAAUGAUUGCCUUGGAAUUGCUUUAAGGAAGAGCAGUCUAAAAACUUGCUAAAUAAGUAUCUAGCCUAGGCACAUGACAGCUUUGGAAGUGGUUGAGGGUACAUGUAUCUUUUGUGGGGGUUUGACAGAGGGAGAGCCAGAAAUGUGGGGAAAUAUUGGCUUGGUUCCUAAGUUAGAAACUUGUCUGUGAUGCUUCCUAAAGGCGCUAGGGGGCUGAUUCGGCUCCAGAAGAAAGGAACUCCUUCCUUGUUGGCACAGCUACCAAGAACCCAACUCCCACAUGCACUUGGGGUUUGAUCAUUAUUAUCCUCUAAUCUUAAGAAACUGGCAGAACGUCGGAAGACAGUGGCCAAGUUCAAAAUGAGUCUGUCUCUGGUCAGAGGAUUGCCUGCUGUGGGCUCCAUUUACUCACCACCGGUAGUUUUUUAGCUGAGCCGAGGAAGGCCAGCUUGCAUCCCAUUGCUUGUUUGCGUUGGAGAAAAGGGUAAGAUGGUCAACAACUUCUGUCUGUCUUCCCCUUCCUUGCAGUGCUCCAUGGUGGAGUCUCAUCUGUCAGACAGGCUGACUGUUCACACGGAUGUCGCUGGCAACAUCAUUGGUCUCUCCAUUGUCACCAUGCCCAGUUCCUGCCAUGGGGCUGAGGUGGAAGAUGUGGACCUGGAGCUCUUCAAUACCACCGUCCUCCUCCAGCAGCCCAUACCAGCAGCUGUGUGAGUCUCUGUGUGCAGUUAGGCAGGGCUGGCAGCAGGGGUUCUGGUAGGCAGCGAAGUAGGUAACAAAUGCAUGGAACUCACUGCCACAAGAUGUGAUGAACACUUGCUUAGAUGUCUUGUAUAAAUGAGGGGAGGGACCGCAGAACAUUGCUUUGUGUAUUAUUAAUAUUAUUACUUGGUCCAUGGAGAAAACUGUACAGUGGUACCUUGGUUUGCAACCGUUUUGGAUUGUUGUUGUUUAGUUGUGUCCGACUCUUCAUGAUCCCAUGGACCAGAGCACGCCAGGCACUCCUGUCUUCCAUUGCCUCCCGCAGUUUGGUCAAAUUCAUGCUGGUAGCUUUGAGAACACUGUCCAACCAUCUCGUCCUCUGUCGCCCCCUUCUCCUUGUACCCUCCAUCUUUCCCAACAUCAGGGUCUUUUCCAGGGAGUCUUCUCUUCUCAUGAGGUGGCCAAAGUAUUGGAGCCUCAGCUUCACGAUCUGUCCUUCCAGUGAGCAUUCAGGGCUGAUUUCCUUAAGAAUGGAUAGGUUUGAUCUUCUUGCAGUCCAUAGGACUUUUUGGAUUACAACCCAUUUUUUUAAUUUUUUUUUGAGGCCCCAUUGGCAAAAGCGCGCCUUGGGUUACAACCUGUUUUGGUUUACAACUGGACCUCCGGAACGGAAUAUGAUUGUAAACCAAGGUACCACUGUAUUGAAAUGUGUUGGUCAUAUCACAUGUUGUAAUAAUAAUCCAUUUAUUUUUAGCAGCAGCAUGAGGAUUUGCACCUCCCUCCGCUCUCUCUCGUGCUCUCUCUCUCUCUCGCUCUCUCUUUUCUGGCUUUGACUUCUUUUUUUGCCACUGACGGCCUUUUGCUUUCUUCCACAGCCCUGAGACGGCAGCGUUUAUUGAACGCAUGGAACAAGAGCAGGCUCAGAAAGCCAAGAAUCCGCAGGAGCAGAAAUCUUUCUUUGCCAAAUAUGUAAGUGGGGAUGGGGAAGAGCAGCUGCCCAGCUCCUCCCUUCUCUUCCUCUCCCCUCCAUACAAAAAUACAGAAUAAGUUCAGGAGUCCGACUGCUGGCUUGACUCUGAAUCUGGUCAAAGCACUGCUCUUGGGUGAGGGUGGAGGGCGAUCCCUGCUCCCUACUCUGAUAUCUGUUCUCCCCAAUCCCUGCAGUGGCAUUUAAUUCUGGGCGGGGCAGUGCUUCUCCUAGCAACCAGCUCUGCAACGGCCCCUCGGGAGCCAGGACGACAGCCCUGAGCAAAAGUAAAGCCACACUCAGCUCAUCUUGCUUCCAUCUUCCUCCUGCACACCUUCAAUACUUUUCGGUGCUCCCCUUUCUCCCUCCCUCCCACACCCCCGCCAAUAUCUCCCUGAAAGGACACCCCCCCACACAAAAAAGCCUUUCCUGUAAGCCUCUUUCUGUCUCACAACCUCUGUAUGAGGAUGAGAAAGCUUUGGCCCUCCAGGUGAAGAACUCCAGCCCCUGUCAGCCCCAGGCAGCAUGGUUUGGGGUGAAGGGAGUUAUAGGAUGUUAUAGGAGUAACAUCUGGAGGGCCCUGGGUUUCCCACCCCACUGCUGUCUAUCAAGGUGGAGGGUGCUUAAGGUAGAUAGAUGCAUCUUCCCCCAUUCAUCACCUGUGGAUCGAUUGACUCAGUGGGCUGGUGUUCUAUUUUCUAGUCCCUGGUACAGUACAUUCCAAGAACGGCCAAAGCCUUCAAAAGCUUGUUGCCACAUUUUGUUUUGAUUUCAUUUACCUACUACUUGCCCUGCUUGAGUCAAGAAACUCACCUCCUCUGGCCCUGGUUGGAUAGCUCUUUGUGAAAAGAAAGCCAGGCUCAUUUUAUGGAAACAGAAGUCUAGCCCUUCCUCUGUGUCCUUUUCCGUUUCGUCCUGCCAGGCUCUCGCUCCCCUGCACCCCACCAAAGCAUGGCAGAAUCAAAAUUCCCUUUUCUGGUGGAAGGUCCUUCCUUCUUCAUGGGCACAACCCCCUUUCCACUGGCUGUCACGGAGACUUAACCAUUUUUAAUCCCUGGUGGCGGGAAUUUUGUGAUUGGGAUUUGGAAAAAGGGACCAUGUCUGCGUGCUGUUGGGGAGGGAGGGAUACAUAACACGGAAUGGCGUUUUGGUUUUCAAGUGAACCCUCUUCUGGAGUGCGAAGUGGCUGAUGGGGGUGGGUCAGACCUUGAGGGUGGUGGGGGCACUUGUUGCCAUUGCCCAGGAGGAGAAUUCAGGGAAGGAGCAGUCGCAUUGCACAGGAGGGAGAGCCUCUUUUUCAGCUGUAACCUCUUUCUCUUUCUCCCACAGUGGAUGUACAUCAUCCCCAUUGUCCUGUUCCUCAUGAUGUCUGGAGCACCUGACGCAGGGGGACAAGGAGGGGGCAAUGGAGGCAGUGCCGGGGGAGGGGGGCGGUGAGGGGAACCUGUCUUUCCUACGUUGCGGGAAGGAAUCGUGUAAAUAAAUAUUGUUGGAGG
This is a messenger RNA of Podarcis lilfordi (Lilford's wall lizard), 8703 nucleotides long. Lineage: Eukaryota; Metazoa; Chordata; Lepidosauria; Squamata; Lacertidae. The record is from the annotation of a GenBank genome assembly.